Haemorhous mexicanus (house finch) is the source of this 2913-nucleotide messenger RNA. It is a transcript of the gene ENDOU, whose product is annotated as endonuclease, poly(U) specific. The coding region runs from base 1392 to 2633 and encodes 413 amino acids. Gene Ontology annotation, molecular function: RNA endonuclease activity. Lineage: Eukaryota; Metazoa; Chordata; Aves; Passeriformes; Fringillidae. The record is from RefSeq and is a predicted model, not a curated record. The transcript has 9 exons.
CAGAGCAGGGGUGGGGGCCCAGAGCAGGGGUGGGGGCCCGGCUGCCGGCAGCAGGGCAGCCCCUGGCUCUGCUCCCGGUGGCCCCGGGCUGUGCUGGAGGCCCUCUGGUGGCCCCAGAGCUCAGCCGUGGACCCAGAUCCGGCCCCGCUGAGCUCCGGGCAGGCGAGGCAGAGCAAUAGAGGUAUUUUUGUACUCGUGGCUGUGCUCCCCGUUCUUCUCCGAGCUCGGGGUCACCCCCUGCACCUGCACCCCCGGUGUGACCUUGGGGACGGCCCCGGAGCUGCCCCAGGGGAGGUGACACAGCGCUGGCACCAGGAGGGGACAGGUCAGGAAAUGACUGAGGGCUGAGGGAGAAGCCAAACCCGGCCCUUGUUGCACCAAACGCCGCUCCCGUGCCAGCUGGCACCACCCGGGGCACAGCAGGGGCCGCUCCCUGCUCCAGGAGGGAUCCCAGGAUCACCCCGGGUCCUCGGGAGCUCUUUGGGGUGGGGUCUCACCUGCCCAGGUGGGGGGCACAGCGUGUGAGCCUCUCCUGGAGGGGACACCCUGUCGUGGGGCUGUGGCUGCUCCCAAAGCACCGGGGUCGUGCCCCAGGUGAGCCCGGGGCUGCCCCCAGGAGCCCCCAGGAGCUGCCCCUGCCUGGAACUGCCCCAGGCCGGGCCAGAGGGACCUGGACCACCAGGAGCAGCCAGUGCUGGCCGCCCCUGGGCUGGCGAGGGGGUGGAGAAGUGUCUGGAGCAAAUCCUGCGGGCUUUGGGGCCAGGUUUCCCGGGAAAACCUGCCGGGGAGUGAGGAAGAGGAGGCAGAGCCUGGGGGUGCCCGUGGGUCCCUCCCAGCGCUGCUGGGGCUCCGUCAUCUCCCCGAGAAUGCCCCGCUCAGCUCCAGGCUGGGAACAUUUUCCAUCGGGGUUGGCUGGGCUGAUCCCGGGUGGGGAAGGGGCUGUGACCCCCCCAGGCCCGGUCUGAGCCCCCCAGGGCCGGGGAGGGUCCCUGGAGCAGCUCUGGGCUCACCCUGGGAGUGGGAGCGGGCAGGGAUGACCCCAAACCUCCCCCCGGGGCUGUGCCACAAUUUUGGGCUUUCCUGGAGGACCCGGAGGCUCCAACGAGGCCGAUCCGGAGGGGAGGGGGGUCACAACCUCCAGGGCUGAGCUGGGAGAGCUCAUCCCCCCCAAUUAACGCUGCUCCCAGUUCACACCAGUCCCCCGGAGCACGAGCCCCAGUCAGGGACCCGGCUGUGCCCCCGGUGCCCGGUUCUGGGGGGGUGGGCAAAGCCCCCCCGGGACCCUCCCCCCGCAGCCUCGGCCGCCCCCGGGGGUUGUGGAGCAAGCCCGGGAUUCUGGAUUUACCGGCCCUCCUCCCACUGCGGGCAGCCUGUAAUUAGCCGUGCGCUUAAUGAGUUUUGGGGAAGUUGGGGUGCAGCCCGCCCGUGGAGCCCUCGCUGCCAUCACGCCCCUCCCUCCCCCCCCCGCGGGACCCACAAAUAGCCGGGAGCUCCGGGGCGCUCCGGCACUCCCGACCCGGUCCCGGCACUCCCGGAGCGCCUCCCGAGGGACCAUGGAGCGCUGGAUGCUCCUGCUGGGGGCAGGGAUCGCCCUGGGCUGCGCGUCCGGCCAUCUGUACACGGCCCCCGACUCGUGCGAGGGACGCUGCGGGGAGCCCUUCCGUGAGGAGGACGAGUGUCACUGUCACCCCGAGUGCGAGGCAGAGCACAACUGCUGCGAGGACCGCGAGAGGCACUGCGGGCCCGGUGGGGAAGGCGCCGAGGGCGGAGCUCGAGCCCGCGAGGGAUUCUCCAGCAGCAGCGGUUCCAUCUCGGAGCAGGAGCUGCUGCAGCUCUCGGAGCAGCUCUACGGGCUGGAUCACAACAAAGCCCGGCCCAGCGACAUCGCCCUCAACCCGCAGCACCUGGCGGGCCCCGACGAGACCGGCGACAAGCAGGACCGGUCCCCGCAGCCGCUCUACAAGUACGUGAACGAGGAGCUCUUCGCCAAGCCCACCUACGCCAGCUUCAUUAAGCUGCUGGAUAAUUACCAGAGGGCCACGGGCAGGGAGGAGGAGGUGACGGCCGAGGAGCUGCGCGAGCAGGAGCGUUUCCUCGAGGAGGUGAUGAACACGGAGCUCAUGAGGAAACUCUUUGUGUUCCUGCGGGGAAAAAGUCGCUACGGCUCCGAGCAGGAGUUCCUGCAGGAUCUCAACCAGAUGUGGUUCGGCCUCUACUCCCGAGGGGACGGGGAGCGCGAUUCCAGCGGCUUCGAGCACGUGUUCUCAGGGGAGGUGAAAAAGGGAAAAGUGUCCGGAUUUCACAACUGGAUCCGCUUCUACCUGCUGGAGAAGCAGGGGGUCGUCAACUACUUCAGCCACAACUUCAACGGGCCGUGGGACACGUACCCCGACGUGCUGGGGCUCCAGUUCAGCUGGGACGGCUUCUACAAGGAGGUGGGCUCGGCCUUCAUCGGCUGCAGCCCCGAGUUCGAGUUCGGCCUCUACACCCUCUGCUUCCUCGCGCGGCCCGGCCGGGCGUGCCACCUGAGCCUGGGCGGGCACCGCCUCAGCGUGCAGACCUACCCCUGGACCAAGGCCACCUACGGCGGCGGCAGGAGGUUCAUCGCCACCGCCUACGUGAUGUCACCCUGAGGGUGAUGUCACCCUGAGGGGGGCUCGGCUGGGGGGCGAGCCCCGGGGCCGCCCCGCGCUGCUCGGGGCCGCGGGACGGGAGCGGCCGCGCCCGGGCCCGGCCCGGGAGGGGCCCGGGAGGGGCGGCGGGGGCCGAACCCUGCGCGGAGGGGACGAGGGGACACCCCCAGACCCCGCCGCGUGUGGCGGGCCCGGGCUCGGCAGAAGAGCGGCGGCGAGGGAAGGAUUUGGCACGGAGAGGAGGAUCCUGAGCGGAAUAAACACUGCCCUGGCUGGAGGA